UAGUGGGAGUGGACCUGUGUUCCUGUUGGCGUAUCCACCUCCCACUGGUUUGUUCUGUCUUCCCAUUGAUCUGUCUGCCUCCACUGAUUUGCCCUGUCUUCCUAAUAGCCUCUCUGUCCCCACUGGUUUGUCCUGCCUCCCCAUUGGCUUGUCUGCCCCCAGACUGGUUUGUCCUGCCUCCCCAUUGGCCUCUCUACCCUCCCACUGGUUUGUCCUGUCUCCCCAUUGGCCUCUCUGCCCUCCCACUGGUUUGUCCUGUCUCCCCAUUGGCCUCUCUGCCCUCCCACUGGUUUGUCCUGUCUCCCCAUUGGCCUGUCUGCCCUCCCACUGGUUUGUCCUGUUUCCCCGUUGGCCUGUCUGCCCCCACACCAGUUUUCCUGUCUCCCCAUUGGCCUGUCUGCCCCCACACCAGUUUUCCUGCCUCUGCACUGGCUUGUCUGUCCCAUACCAGUUUGUCCUGCCUCCCCAUUGGCCUGUCUGCCCUCCCACAGGUUUGUCCUGAAUUCCCAUUAGCCUAUCUGCCCUCUCACUGGUUUGUCCUGUCUCCCAUUGGCCUGUCCACCCUCCCACUGGUUUGUCCUGCCUCCCGAUUGGCCUGUCUGCCCUCCCAAGGGUUUGUGUUGGCUCGGGCUGGAGCUUGAAGACUUCUUCUGCACCAGAGGCUCUCUUCACAAGCCACCAGCUCCAUCAGGCGCUAGGACCGAGCGUCCUGAACGUCACCUAGCUGAGCCCUGCUCUAGCAGCUUAGGAGGAGGCAGGAGGGGCCGAGAGGCGGGAGCUGGGAAUUUAAGGAGGUAGAGCUCCUCUCUCCAAGUGUUUAACUCUAAAGCCACUCCUCGGGGCUGCCGGAGCCAGGUCUGAGCAGAGGACGGAGGCCGGCCCCCCAGCCUGGGUUUUGCCGCUGACUUGUUGCGUGACCUUCGAUUGAAGAUGGCGGCAAGGCGGCCUUAUCGGGGAAGAUGCGGACCGGGGACGAGUUGGUGAACAUCAAUGGAACCCCACUCUACGGCUCUCGCCAGGAGGCCCUCAUCCUCAUCAAGGGCUCCUUCCGGAUCCUGAAGAUGAUCGUCAGGAGGAGGAACGUUCCUGUCAUCAGGCCUCACUCAUGGCACCUGGCCAAGCUGUCCGAGGUCCGGGCUGAAGCGGCCACCACCAUGCACUUUCCCUCCGACGCCUUCAGCUUGUCUUGGCAUUCGGGAUGUGACACGAGCGACCUGAGUCUGCAGUGGAACCAGCUGUCCCGGCACUGCAGCACGGACAAAAGCAGCUCGAUCGGCAGCAUGGAGAGCCUGGACCACCAGCCCGGCCAAGCGUACGACGAGGGUGACCUCUCGCCCGUGGACCAGAGCCUCUACCAGAAUAAGCGGGACUCCGCCUACAGCUCGUUUUCCGCCAGCUCCAACGCCUCUGACUACGCGCCGUCCCUGCGGCCCGAGGAGGCCGCCUCCACGGACUGCAUCUUCCAGGGCCUGGGCCCCGGCAAGCCCCAGGAGGGGCGCUACCCGCAGACGGGGCCCGGGCCCCGACCUUCCUCCUGCCCCCACGAGAGCAAUCUCUCGGGCCCGGGUAGAGCGGGCGGCUCGGCCUGCGGCCCCCCGCAGCCCCCGGUGCGGAGGGACAGCCUGCGCGCAUCCAGGGCCCAGCCCGGCCCUGGGGAGAGGCGCCGGGCCUCGGCCCCCUCCGACGCCUCGCACCUCAAGGGUCGCCAGGCCUCCGACGCCCCCCUGUCGGCGAGGGAGCCCCCCGGCGGGCCCCGCUGCCCCUGCGGCCAGCCCCCGGGGGCCUGCGAGGGCCACUGGAAGGAGCGUCCGGUGGCUGACCGGUACUAUGGCCUGAGCGCCCAGCCCGACCCCGGCCACGAGCCACCGGUGAGGGAGGGUCCCAGGGUUGGGGACGGAGGGGCCCAGUGGGCCCGGAGGCCCGGAGAGGCCGCGGAGGAUCCGGCCGGGCCCCUCGCUGACCGUCCCUCCCUCGGGCCGUCGGGGCACCGGCAUAGCGCUCCUGAGCAGCUGCUGGCAUCCCAGCUGCGGGCCCUGCGCCUCGGGGCGGAGAGGGGCACGGAGAGUGACGUGGCCGAGCUUCCAACCGUCCAGGAGGGGCACCGGUGGACCUUAUCGCCCCUGCACGGUGCCCCUGGGGGCCGGGGGAGCCCCUGCCGCCCACCCCCUGGUGGAGUCUGCGACCCGCUCGGGGCCGAGGUCCCGGCGGGCCAGGCCAGGGACCCCACACGAGGGAGCGCCCCUGCCGCCGCUGGAGAGGCCCGCGGGCACCCUUCGGGGCAUCAGGAUGGCACCCAGUCCCCCGACGGGGGCUGCCCCGACCCGGACGUCGCCCCCCAGCAGCCCAGCCCCGGGCACUCCUCCCCUCCCAACUCCCCACCUGGUCGGCCGGCCCGAGAGAGCCCCCCGAGCCCCAAGCCGGCCGGGGGCCCCCGGGCCUCGGACGAGGGCGGGCGAGCGGGUGCCAGGAGGAGCGGGGGCACCCGGUGCCGCUCCACCCAGAUGCGGCGGAAGAGCGAGCGAUUCGCCACCAACCUGCGCAACGAGAUCCAGCGGAGGAAGGCCCAGCUCCAGAAGAGCAAGGGCCCGGCCGGCCUGCUGGGCGGGGAGGAGCCGGUGGAAGAGGCAGAGGAGCCGGAGGAUCCCCCGGGGCAUCCUCCCGACCCAUCCCCGCCACCCACCUCUGGACCCUCUCCUCCUCCGUCCCCGCCUCUGCCGCCCCCCUCCCCUCCUCACGGCGGGUGGCCCGGGCCCAUCUCCCAGAACCUCAGCAGGGCCCGCAUGUCCCGGGCUAGGUCUUCCGAGUGCCUCAGUCAGGAAGCCAAGAGCCACGGCCCCAGAGCGGCGCCGGAGACCCCCGGGAGUCCCGGCCGGAGGCCCAUCUGGCCCGCGGCCGGGCCGGACCUCCGGUGGAAGGCCCCCGACCCCGAGAAGCAGCGGGCCCCCGCCGCCGCGGCGCGUGGGGGACGCUGGCGGUGGUCUCCGGAGCACAAGCUGCAGCCUCACCUGGAGUCCGCCCCGGACGGAGGCCCCGACUCAUACGAGAAGGAGUCGGCCGGCCGGGCCCCGGAGGACGCCAUCCUCCUGCCCUUCGCCGACAGGAGGAGGUUCUUCGAGGAGACCAGCCGGUCCGUGUCCACGCCUCACCUGCCCGGCCUGGCGGCCCUGUCCGCCCGACACAGCAAGCCGGUGGCCCUGAGACCCAAGCCCCCGGACCAGGGCUCCUUCCGCCCGGUCAACUCGGACUGCAGGGACCUGAGGCGGCACUCGGUGGACCAGGCCUAUCGCUCCUCGUCCCCCCUGCCUCCGGAGCCCUCCGCUUACACAGAGUGCUUUGCCGCCAAAGGCCUGGAGCAGCCCAUGUGCUACCAGCCCGUGACCCACCGCGGGGAGUUCGAGUACCUCAGGACUUACCCGUUCCCCUGCAACGUCCAAGGCGCCGUGGUCCACGACCCGUGCCCCUACUGUUCCGGGGAGCUCUGCCCGGCUCUGCUCAAGAGGAGUCUGCCGCCCAGCCACCGCGGCUGCCGCUGUCAUCACCUCCAGUGGGCCCGUUGCUCGGACUGCUGCUGCCCGUCCCAGCGCCAGGUGCUGGAAGAGAAUGGCAUGAUGCGGGGCGGCGCUUGGCCGGGCCGGAAGCCAUUCGUGCAGGAAUUUCCUCUGGAUGAAUGGGAACCGGUGAAGAUCAACAGGAAGACCAGCCAGUCGGUGAGCGAGUUGGCGCGCUGGAACGUCGGCUGUUCGAGGGGAGGCCCUUUCCGCUCCUACUCUGAGAACGCCGAGCAGGAAUGGGCCACGUGCUACCGGGCGGCCUCCUCCCUGGACCUGUCACGUGACUACGACCGGCCCGGCGGCUGGACCCCGGAAAGCGGCGGGCCGUGCGAAGAAGGCGGCCGUGGGGCCCCGCCAUCCCUCCCGCUCCGGGGCCGGGCCUUCUCCGAGAGCCAGCUCAGCUUGGAGGCCCCCGGCGCUCGAGGCAGGGAGCGGAGGGACCUCCUGGCCAAGGUGGACGAGAGCCGGCCGGAUCCCCACCCCGGGGCGAGGAAGAAGGGGCCCCCGCCACCCCGUCCGCCGCCCCCAAACUGGGAGAAGUUCCGCGGCCGUCGCCUCGUCAGCGGUCACAUCGGCGGUGGCCCGGAGCCGUCGAGGGCGCGGACGCCGGAGGUGGCCCUGGGGCGACCCCACCCAGAGUCUCAGGGCCCGAUGGCCGCCGCCAGGCAGCGGUCUCACAGCCUCCCACUGGAGCAGCUCCCUACUGCCCAACCCCCGGAACAUCCCCCCACCGGGAACGGGCUCCUGCCGGACCAGCCCGCCCCACGGUACUACUAUCACGGGGGCUUCCGCAGAGCCCCGGAGCGGCCUGGCCCAGAACCACCCACCGUGGAGACCGUCAGACCCGAAGCAUUAGUCAAGGAAGAGCCGAGAAACGAAACCAGCUGGGCCCAGACCUUGCUCCCUCAGGAGGUUCAGUAUCGCCCACUGCAGUGGAGCCCUGAGCCGCAGCGACUCAGCCCCUCCAGCCUCCCUCCCGAGGAGAACGGGUCCAGCCAGGACAGCGCAGAGGUGGAGAGCUGCCUCCUGGCCCUGGGCUGCCGAUCCUCCCCAGCCCGCAUGACCUCAGAGGAGCUGAUGAGAGAUGUGGUGGGCAGAGACAGGACUCUAGCGGGCGUCCUGAGCCCGGCUUCCGGCAUGGUGACGGCCGCGGAGGUCAUGGGUGACCUCUUCUCCCCGGGCGGCCAGCACAAGUGGAAAGGCCACUUUCAGCAGGACUGCCAGUUGGAGAGGAGGAGCGAAGAGGUGGCUCAGGAAAGACAGGAGUUUCAGCCCAUCUCACCUCCCCCAGGCGGUUCUGGGAGCCCCACCUCGUAUUCUGCUUAUUACAACACCUCGGCUGGGAAAGCAGAGUUGCUGAUCAAGAUGAAGGAGUUGCCCGAAGUGGCUGAAGCUUGUGCGGAAGAGGAAGAAGUUGACCAUGAGCUGGCUCAAAAGAAGGUGCAGCUCAUCGAGAGCAUCAGCCGGAAGCUGUCCGUGCUCCAGGAGGCCCAGAGGGGCCUUCAGGAGGACAUCAGCGCCAACGCCGCCCUGGGCGAGGAAGUGGAGGCGGCCCUCAAGACCGUGUGCAAAUCCAACGAGUUCGACAAGUUCCGCCUGUUCAUCGGGGACCUGGACAAGGUGGUCAACCUGCUGCUUUCCCUGUCCGGGCGGCUGGCCAGGGUGGAGAACGCCCUCAACAGCCUUGAUCCCGAAUCCACGCAGGAGAAGCUCACACUGAUGGAGAAGAAGCGUCAGCUGACGGAGCAGUUGGAGGACGCCAAGGAGCUGAAAGAGCACGUGGACCGGCGGGAGAAGGCCGUGUUCGGAACGGUGUCCCGCUACCUGCUGCAGGGGCAGCUCCAGGACUAUCAGCACUUUGUCAAGAUGAAGUCGGCGCUCAUCAUCGAGCAGCGGGAGCUCGAGGAGAAGAUCAAACUCGGGGAGGAGCAGCUCAAGUGUCUCAGGGAGAGCCUCCUGUUGAACCCCAGAGAAUACUGAAGGGUGCCCGGCUCCCCGCGGAGACCCCCGCGGCCACGCAAGACCCGCAGGGGCCGCCCGACCCCGGGGGGGAGGGGGGUUGGGGCACGAUCCAUCGCCUCGAAAACAGGCGCCGGAGAGCCAAGCGAAGCCGGGCCCGGGCCUCCUUCCCUCCCUUAAAACCCCUGCUAAUUCUGCACAAUCUACCAAGUGCCUCCUUCCCUUCGCUAGGAACCCAAAGGAACCACGAGCACUGUGCCGACGGGUCUGUGGAGACAUCCGGCGGGAGGGCCCCGGGCCGGGCCUGGCCCGACACCUCCCUGCUGUAGGGAGACCCCGCCAGGGGCCCGGAGCCUCCGGAAAUCAUCUUCGGGCCCGAAAGGACCUGUCUCCUGCUUCCGGGAAAGGAGCCCGGAUCUGGGAUGGACCCGCUGCCACAGUCCAAGCUGCUCGGGGCCCCACGGGGAGGACGUCCAGGUUAAUCAGAGACGGCGUCCCCCUGCUUUCCCUGUCCUACACCUCUCCAGCGGCCAUCUUCCAGGUGCCGGGUCUGGGCAUCUUCUUUCCCUUCCCUCACUGUCUUACCCGCAUGGCUGGUUCAGAGGAGCGGCGGCAGCGAGCUUUCCUCUCUCCGCCUGCCGCUCUGUGGCGGCCACGGGUGACUUCCCAUUUCAGAACUGGUUGGAGACCUUCUCCAUUCUCCCCCCUACACCUUGGGGCACACACUACAGGCCUCUACCAAAGCGGAGGCCGUUUCAGAAACACAUCUCAUCGGUUUGGGGAGUGGAGGGUUGGGUGGGGGGUGGGCUCGGGCUCUCAUUUGUUUGUGUUGUAUUUUAAAUGUUCUCUCCAUUUUUAUUUAUUUUAAUGAUUUGAUUUUUUUUUUUGUCAUUGAAAGAGGAGAGGGGAAGAGGUUGAAAAGAUCAACCUAGAGCGAAAGCAUUGGCAGCUCUCUGGCUGUGCCAACCUUGGUCUAGACAGCUGGUGCUUAGGCCGAUGCCUUCUGCCUGAUGUCACUCUCUUAUUGGGCUGCUAAGAAAGGAGGGAUUUCCUCUAAACUAGAACCUCCCAAACUGUAGACAGAUCCUCGGGGCACGUGUGAAGUUGGGCUCUGAGGUUGGGCAUUCAUACUAUAGGCUCGCUUUCCCCCCCACACUUUAUUUGUGGCCAAAGAAACCCCCGCCCCCAAAACUGACAAACGUGUAACGAGUUGCCUUUGGAAACCGUUUCAUCUCAAAGCUGUACCUCGGCUCGCAGUGGCUGGAGUCGGAAGGAAAGGGUGAGCUUUCUCCUCUGUCCCGGCAGACUUUUUUGCAAACUGAUCCGUGUCCUCUAGUAAAGCUGCCAUCUUUCCUGUCGCUUCCUUGUGUCUGCAAGGCAGGGAGCUGAAAGUGGAUAAGGCUCCACCCCACUUGGGACCAGCUCUUUGGUUCAAAUGAGAGAGAGAGAGAGAGAAAGAGAGAGAGAGAGAGAGAGAGAGAUCUGCUCUCUGCUGCAUUAUCUUCCGAGUGACAGUCUGUCAUCAGCUCCCGCUGGCAACUGCAACCCCAUUUAAAGCCGACGAGUUUCUCUCCCGUAGCUGUCAGUGAAAUCUCAUCCCAAGUCGGGCAGCUGAGCCUUCCAAGGCAGAAACUGCUCUUCAUAAAUCUUUUUUUGAGGCUAGAAGACACAUUAUUUCCAAUAGUCCCCCAAACAUUACAGACUACUUUAUGGGAGAGUGUGGGUGUGGAUUUGCACCCUGGUUUCCACCCGAAUCCUGGAAGCAAAUUAAUUUCCUCCUUUCAGUUUGAAAGUAGACACACCCCAUGAAAUGUCCCGAUUGCAGAGGGCCGACGCCUUGCGGGGCUCCAGGGUUUGGGCUAUUGUCCCAAGAGCCCCUGGUUUGGGCUGGUUUCUGGUGCAUAUCCAGGCCGGGUGCCUUGCAAACAGCCUACUCUGCUGCCUGGACCAAUUUCGUACCAUUCUUCCUCCAGCCCAGUUGCCCUCCUUUUCCCACUGAGCUCGAUAGCCUGCACGGGCCCAUCUAGGCCCAGAAAAAUGCAUUCUGAGAGUUCACCUUCUCUUUUCUACCUGUGUUCUUGUAGGAGAAGCGGACGGUUUGUCCCUUAGACUUCUCUAACAUGCUUGGACCCAGGGCCCCAAGGGAACAGCCCAAAGAGCGUGCCUUAAAUUCACCCAAUGGGUGGGAAGCCCCCCGGGGAAAAUAACCAACCAAAGAAGACACUAACCUAAGAAUCAAACACUAUCCAACUUUCAGAGCAACUGUCCUCGAUGGGUAAGAGAACCCAUCUCCUAAUAUGGAAAAGCGUUUUAUCAGGUGCUUAGCCGGACACUGGAUUGGAAGAGAAUAGAGACGAUUUGGGCUGGACUAGACACUCUGAAACGGUCCCCCUCCCGCAUAGAGUCCCCGCCGGCCUCAGCUUUGAUCCCGGGAGCGUUCGUUCUCUUCCUUCAGAUUGCUGCUGCUGGCGCUGCCGCCAACAUCACCCCUUCGGGCGACGAUCACGAUCCCACCCGGACCUCGAGGCUGGAAUUUCCUGCAGCGAAUCGCUCGCUCGGAUGAUGUUGGCGAGGCCUCCCGGCCUUCGGUCCCGGGGGGUUCAUCUGGGCGGCCCGGUUCCCGACUCAGUCAAGGAAUGUGCCUUCGAGCUGCCGUGUACACUCCACCAGUAACUUCCUUUUCCUCUUCAUUGUACUGAAAAACAAUAGAAGAAACCCAGUGAGCGGAACCUUCUGCCAGGUUAACCCUCGCUGUGACCCCCAGAGCUGGAGCCCAGGGGCCGGGGGGGAAAUCUCUGUCUGGUCCCAUCUGGGGUGGCGGUAUCCACUUCGGUGGUUGGCCGCUGGUUGAAGUGGGCGAGAGUUGGAAGAAUGAGAUUAGGAUGAGGGAGGGGGAGGAUCAUGGAGUCACUAAUCCACAGCACCACCAGUCCCUGGGAUCUUGCUCCUUGAGGCCAACUUCCUCUUCGUCGUAACCUCCGUCUUGGACAAAUUCAAGAGGAAAGGGGUGGUUAGUGUGGCCAGGAACGGGAGCCGGCCCUGCUUGCCCCACCCACCCACUCACUUUUCUGUCCUAAACAGCACUUAAGGCGAUGUGGAGGACCAGAGAAGCAAGUCCGCUAGUCUGACUCCCAGGUGGAGUCGAGGCCGCCCUGGCCCAUUCGCGUUGACCUCUGUUGGCCGUUUGUUAUUAAGCUGCCCACUGUCGAAGCCUUCCUUUCCCCAUACACCACCUUGCCCCUGACAGCACUGCCUACCUUUCUCUGUCUGAGAGAAUCAUGGCUGCCCAUGCUGCCCGCUGGGGGCAUGGCAAAAGGGAGUCAGUGAACAGCUCUCACCCCCAGGGGAGGGCUUUGCUCUCUCAGGAAGCCAGGGUCAGACCCAGAGGAAGGUCUUGUCCAAUAAGAAGUUGAUGGGGUAGGUGGGGGAUGUAUUGAAAAGAAGCACUUAAACUCUAACUGGGCAGGCGUCGACCUUCACCCUGCCAUCUUGGUUCUCUAAGCAGGCCAGAAUGGUGGGAUUUGGAGGAAAAAGAAAAGACGUACUGACGCUUAGUGGAAAACCACCAGUGCACCCUCCAUUUCCCUUGAUGGUGUCCAAAGGUUUCACGACAACUGUCUCUGUCCUGCUGUCCUCUCCUCUCUGCCCCAUAUUGCCAAUGCCUUCCAACAAUUCUACUUCCAGGGGCUCCACCGAACUCCAUCAACAGGUCACAAGUGGUCGAUCCAUGAUGUACUUAUUUUGGCUCCCAACCAAGUGAGCAAAACUUUCCUUCAUUCAUAGAACAAGGGGAAGUUGAGGUCCAGGCAGGUGGUCUAGGGCCUUUGAUCUCGGGGAGGCAGGGACCCAGAGGUGAUAGUUCCCUGUGAUUGGAACCGAGAAUAUCGGUGAACCAAGAAUAUUGGUCCCGCUAACCACCAUCAUCCAAUGAACACUGGAAGAGCUGCUUUUGAUAACACUGAAGAGGGAGGAGGAGCUGGAAUGAUCAAGAGGUGAAGGGCAGAAGGGAGGGUGACUGACCCCUGAAAGGCUAAAGACAAGUCUGGAAGAGGGUGGAGGGACGUGAGGUCCAUUUUCUCGCUGCUGGAGCAGGAUUGCUGAUGAGCUGGGAUCCGACUGCCCCCUUCUUGUCUCCUUUCCGAUGUAUAAAAGGAUGAACUCAAACUAGGUGUUGCUUAACAAGGCAGUGUUCUCCCUUCACACUCAGGAAUGUGGAUGGCAAAUCUGAGAUCCCCAAGUGUGUGGGGGAAUCACCCCCCCACCCCAGGCUCCAAAACUCGGGCCCUCCUUGGUUCGUUCAGCCUGCCAGUCGACUGUUCACAGGGGACUGCGUUUAGACUUUCCGUUGACCCUCCGGGGAGGAGGACAAAGCUGGUAUUUUAGCCGGGUUUGUUGUGGUUAUGUGAGCCUGGUCAGUGGGCUUGAGCACAGCUGGACAGAAACUCUGAGGUCGGCAGGAGGCUUGAGGCCAGCUCUUGGGGAAAAAUCAGACCCGCUCUUCAGGAAUCCUACUCCCCGGCACCUCAAAUGUGCCCUUUAUUAUUUCUCGUUAGCCUUUCCCGUUCUGUGCCAUUCUCUCUACCUUCCUAGGGUGUUGGGGACUUCGGGAUGGAGCCCGUAGAGUUGGAAAGAGACAUUGGCUUUAGGAAGGUAGAUCGGGGAUCAGAAGGGGGAAGGGGUCGACGUGGGUCUGCGAGAGUGAGAGGGAUGUUUUUAUAACAGCGCUGCCUCAUAUGCCUGAUCUGUGGGAGCUGGAACCUGGUCCCAGGAACCCCAUGCGGUUCUUGGAAAGUGGGUGUUUCCUGCCCUCUGUCUUUCUCUGGUUGGUUCAGCGAGGAUCUGGAACGUUGUAGUCGGAAAUCUGUAAAAGGAUAGAGUAGUCUGGUCACCUGGCAGUACCCACCGGACUAGCCCCAGGAAAUGCCAAAUGCCCAGCGGAAUGGCGGGGGAGAACAAAGUUGGGGAGCCUCGGAGGGAGGGACAGAGGAAGGGAGGUCUGGUCAGGGGAGAGGAAGAUUCACUUUCCUCUGUGGCAUCUGAUGACGGGAAAGAUCCCGGAGAGGCCCACCUGGAAUGCCAAUGAGGCUUGGGUCCCCUUUUCAUAGUCUUCCCUUCCAGCAGCUGCUGUCUCUCCAUUCUGGUGGGUCCAGGUAGCACCAACUUCUCAGAUCCUGCAACGCUCACUGGCGUGUUUGCCACCCAGGAAUAUUCUAUGUGCCAAUGAUAUUAUUUUUCUAAUGGUGUAUUAUUUGAUGCUUUUAUAUAACAUCAUUUGGGGCUUCGUAAGUACUAAAGAAUUAAUGUUCACUGUACAGCAUUUUUGGAGCGAUUUAUUUGAUAAUGUCAAAUUUUUAUUUUUCUGAAUCUGGAGAGCUGCGCUUGUGUAUUUCCUCCUCCCGGUGUGUCUCCGUCGCUCUGCCGCCCCUGGGGUGGCCGGCCUGGGCGAGACAGGGGAAGGAGGCUGAGAACUGCAUUAAAAGGUGCUAAAGACCACA
Messenger RNA from Ornithorhynchus anatinus (platypus), 11005 nucleotides. It is a transcript of the gene SHROOM4, whose product is annotated as shroom family member 4. Gene Ontology annotation, biological process: actin filament organization. Gene Ontology annotation, cellular component: adherens junction; apical junction complex; apical plasma membrane. The transcript is spliced from 11 exons. Gene Ontology annotation, molecular function: actin filament binding. The coding region runs from base 960 to 5531 and encodes 1523 amino acids. The record is from RefSeq and is a predicted model, not a curated record. Lineage: Eukaryota; Metazoa; Chordata; Mammalia; Monotremata; Ornithorhynchidae.